Molecule: messenger RNA, 757 nt
Organism: Orbicella faveolata
Lineage: Eukaryota; Metazoa; Cnidaria; Anthozoa; Scleractinia; Merulinidae
Product: NADH-ubiquinone oxidoreductase 49 kDa subunit-like
Biological process (GO): mitochondrial electron transport, NADH to ubiquinone
Cellular component (GO): respiratory chain complex I
Molecular function (GO): NAD binding; quinone binding; oxidoreductase activity, acting on NAD(P)H
Source: RefSeq, a predicted model, not a curated record
CGCUCGUUUAGUCCCCUUUGAUUUUUCUUUUGUUCGUGCCCUUGAUGAUGUUAGUGAAAAUGAAAGGUCUGUGAAGAGAUUGCUAAUAUUCUUUGAUAACGUGUAAUAAGCUAUGUCGUGCAGCCCUCCUGACCAGCUAAAGCGCUUGUUAUUAAAUUUGCACUUUUUUCUCUCUCCUCUUCAGUGUUUAAACAAGAUGCCUGCUGGUGAAAUAAAAGUGGAUGACGCCAAGAUCACACCACCAAAGAGAUCUGAAAUGAAGGAGUCCAUGGAAGCUCUUAUCCACCACUUUAAGCUCUACACGGAAGGUUACCAAGUUCCCCCGGGUGAAACUUACACAGCAAUUGAAGCUCCGAAGGGUGAGUUUGGUGUUUAUUUGGUAGCAGAUGGCACCAACAAACCUUAUCGUUGUAAGAUAAAAGCCCCUGGAUUUGCGCACUUGGCUGGUUUGGACUUGUUGUCUGUUGGUCACAUGUUGGCUGACGUUGUGGCAAUUAUUGGUAAGUUUUUGCAUCAGCAAAACACAAUCAGUUUUAAGUAGGAAGAAGAGCUUUAUUUUCCUUGUCAUGCAAUCUUGAUUUUUGGGACGAACAUUUGCUUGACAGACUAGGGAACGCCAUUUGUACAAAAUUUUUGACAACCAUCAAAAUCAAGAAACAAAGAAUCAAACAGGAAAAAAGAAAGAAAACCAAGACACAUUUUUAAAUCAAUACCAACUUUUCUGUAGAUGUUAUAACCGCCAGUUCUUAAGUUCGUU